Molecule: messenger RNA, 2053 nt
Organism: Physella acuta
Lineage: Eukaryota; Metazoa; Mollusca; Gastropoda; Physidae
Product: protein FAM221A
Source: RefSeq, a predicted model, not a curated record
CUACUUCCGAUAGCAAAGUGAUCGAUUUUUCCCAUUUAGGACAUGUACUGUUAGGAAUUCAGUAGUGCGUUUCUAUAUUUAGACGUGUAAAUAGUUUUUACAUAUGCCACUCCUAACAUUUUAGAUACACUUACGAGACCGAAUAUAUAUCGUAAAAAGUAAAAUGGCCGAUAAACAAUAUAACAUUAAGAUGGGCGGAAACGCAGCAGCGUCGGUGGAUGCUUACCUCGAAUACAGACGAAUUGUAGGUGAUGAUGAUGGCGGUAAAAUGUUCACCCCUGAGGAAUUUGAAGCAUACAAAAAGAAAGUUAUUCCUCUGCGCAUCAAAAACCGGCUGUAUACUUGUUAUAGCAACCCUAAUGGAAUGGAUUGUAAACUUGUCGGUCCUGAGACACCUUGCUUCUGUACACACAGAUACAAGCAGCAUAAGACAGACUUUGAAGAGAUCCCAAAACAACGUCCCAUCAUGCUCCCCUGCAGUGUCUCAGGUUGUCCCUGCAAGUCGUAUCAUUACGUGCCUGCGAACGGCAGCCAGCCCAUCCGCUGUACGUGCAAGCACCUUUCCGAUGAACACAACCCCAAAUCACCAUUUGUUUGCAAGAAAGGUGGAUGCACCAGAUGCACCGGCUUCAAGAGCUUUUUCAGUUGUCCAUGUGGCUUUACUCACAAUGACCAUGAAAUGAUCAUUGAGACGGCUGAUGAACGUGAGGCCAGAGGUCAUCCCCUGGGUGAGGCUGUGCCCUACCAGGCCAUGGGGGGUCUGACUGGGUUCUCCUCCCUAGCUGAUGGUUAUCUGCGACUGGAUCCUAGCGGCCGAGGGGCGCCAUCUGAAGAAUUUCUAAGCCAGCCCAUUACAGCUCUAGACAACCCAUUUCUCAGAGCUAAUGUCAACUCUAUCAAGGCACAUGAGCUUGCAAAAAGGGGAACAAACGCUUUGACUGGCCCAGAGGAUCCAGUGUUUCAGGACAUUGAAGAAAGAAUUUCAUCCGUGAAGAAGCCUGGAGAAUCUGAUAUGGACUUCUUUGAGAGGAGAUACCAAGAAAGGCUAAAACUUGAAGCUGCGGCCAAAAGAAAGCCCAUCGCUAACCCUUACACCCAGCAGAGCACUAAAGUGGGCCAGAGGAAAGCCAUUGAACCAGCCUCAUCAAAAGCUAAAGCAAUUAAGCCAAAGCCAGGCACAUCCAAGCAAUGAGACAGUCAGAUACCAACUGUGACUAAGAUAGUUUAAUUUUUAACAUACAUUCAUACAUACAUUCAUAUAUAUAUAUAUAUAUAUAUAUAUAUAUAUAUAUAUAUAUAUAUAUAUAUAUAUAUAUAUAUAUAUAUAUAUAUAUAUAUAUAUAUAUAUAUAUAUAUAUAUAUAUAUAUAUAUAUAUAUAAUAGGGUAUGUAGGUAUGUAAUAAGAAAAUAUCUGGCAGCCUUGGAUCUAGUGUUGUAUGUGGAUUAGCCUAGACUGUGACUUAGUUGGUGUGAAAGCUUAUAUCAAUCAUAUUGAGCCAUUUAAUAUUUUUAGCACUACCAUUACCUGUGAUAAACUUAUUUUUAGAGAACAUUAUAUACGACUUAAUGACCACUUGUUUUGGUAAUGAGUACUUAAUCACAAUAAAUUCCAUUAUAAAUGGUUAGCAUAACAUUGUUGGUGAAGUAUGUUUUAUUGGCCUUAAGUUUCUGUGAUAUUUUUCGAACUGUUUUUCUUUACAUUUUAAUAUACUUUCGUAAAAAUCUAUUUUAUUGAUCUGUUGAAAUUGUUGCUUAUUUUAUUCAUGGUUUCUGUUUUUAAUUGUACACUGUUACAUAAAUUUUAUUUGCUUACCCUAUAUAUAGGCUACUUAUUCUACAUUCAAACUUAAUUGGAGAAUAAUAGUACUUUAUUCUUAAAGUAAAUUCAACAAAUAAAAUAAUAUAUGUUUUGAUGUGAUUGCAAAGAAAAUCAAAUAAUUCUAUUUAUAUAACCUUGGGAUAUAGAUACAAUACAUAGAAAUUAUUGAAGUCUACAUAUAAAGUAGGCUAUUUUAAUAUUUAUUUAUAGUUUUUUCAAUUAAUUUUUUUUAUU